Messenger RNA from Aspergillus mulundensis, 678 nucleotides. Its product is annotated as Zn(II)2Cys6 transcription factor domain-containing protein. The transcript has 3 exons. Gene Ontology annotation, molecular function: transcription cis-regulatory region binding; DNA-binding transcription factor activity, RNA polymerase II-specific; zinc ion binding. The record is from RefSeq and is a predicted model, not a curated record. The coding region runs from base 1 to 678 and encodes 225 amino acids. Gene Ontology annotation, cellular component: nucleus. Gene Ontology annotation, biological process: regulation of DNA-templated transcription. NCBI's taxonomy places the organism in Eukaryota, Fungi, Ascomycota, Eurotiomycetes, Eurotiales, Aspergillaceae.
AUGGACCUCGAGUACCGGGGUAUUCUGGCACAAAAUGGAUUCCCUCCGCAUGCGAACCUGAUCACGCCCCCCGCCACCUCCACCGACUCUCGGAACAACCCUAGACUUCCGCGCCCACUGGCAGGCUUCGACUUCUCAGCCAGGUCCUCGGAGCCCGGAGACAUGGAGAAGGCCCCGCCUGUUACGGGGAAACGGCGGGGAGGGUGUCGUAAGGCCUGUAACGAGUGCCGCCAACAGAAGCUGCGAUGUGAUAUAGUCCAGACACCCGCGGACGCCUGCUCGCGUUGUCUGCGGCUCCAUAUAGAAUGCAAGGUUGAGCCCUCCUUCAAGCGCAUCUCGAAGAGAAAACGAAAUGCUGAGAUGGAGCGUGAGAUUGCGGAUCUCCGUCAGCGGCUUUCUAGCGAUGGCGGUCAUGUCCACACUGCUGAAGCUAGGGUCAUUGACAAGGUAUCCCAAUCACCUGAGGACAUAUACUAUGGCCCUGAGCCUGCCAGCGUGAGUCGAGGGCGGACCUUGUCCGCUAAGCUGGAACCGCAGACAUUAGCCACCCCCUUAACUAUGCACAGCGACGGGUCCAUGCUAUCUCAAGACGACGCUGCUUGGAGGCUGGAAGAUGUCUCCCUAUCUAGGCAAAGGAUCACCAGACUAUUUGACCAGUAUGUUGUCCCCGCUCAAUGA